Molecule: messenger RNA, 3409 nt
Organism: Planococcus citri (citrus mealybug)
Lineage: Eukaryota; Metazoa; Arthropoda; Insecta; Hemiptera; Pseudococcidae
Exons: 2
Coding region: 169-2118 (649 amino acids)
Source: RefSeq, a predicted model, not a curated record
UCAGCACAAACAGACUGCUAUCACUUUAGUAAUUCUCAGUAAUGAAGUAUUUGAGACUUGAAUACGUGGUUGAUGUGAUGUACUUAGUAAUGGAUUUUUCAUUUUUCAUUUAGUUUUCAGUUAUUCUUCGAUUCUUAUUUUAUUAUUCGAGUAAAAGGUAUAACCAAAAUGAACACCACUGCCUCAGUGACCAUUGUGCUAGUAUUCAUGCUCUUUAAAAUCCAAUAUGGGUCAUUUCAAUCUCUUGGAUGUAUGCAAAAAACACACGGAGAUUUUGAACACAUGGCGAAGAGAAAAUACUUUGUUGACAAAUCGGAUCUAUUGAAAGAAAUUUUAGACGAUUCUACACUAGGAAAAACUUGGAUUAUUACUUGUCCUAAGCGAUUUGGAAAAACCACCAAUAUGAAUAUGAUGAGAAAAUUCGCUGAAAUAGAAGUGAAUGCAGAUGGUUUGCCAAUUGCAGUAGAUUUAGAAAAUGUUACCAACACACCGAAUUAUGAAUUUUUCAACCAGAAGUAUCAUUUUGGCGGAUUUAACAUUGCUGAUGACAGAGAUUUCAUGCGCAAACAUUUUGGGAGAUAUCCUGUUAUUUAUAUGGAUUUCAGAGCAACGAGUCACAUUCAAAAUCAUACAGAUGUAAUUGAAAUUUGCCGACUAAGAAUUCACCAGGCUUUCCUUCAACAUGCGUACUUGGUGAAUAGUAAAAAUCUGGACUACGCUUACAAAAAAAUCAUUGAAGCAUGGACACUACUAUCACAAGUGAGUCAACUUAGUCAAGACCUAGUUGUAACCGGUCUUAAACGAUUAAUAGAGUUUUUAUACAUCCACUUUAAACAAAAAGUUAUCGUAUUGAUUGACGAAUAUGAUGCGAUGAUGCAACGCUAUUUAUUAGGAAGAAAUAUUAUGAAUGAAGAUCUCAAGACAAUUUUCAGUCCUUUUGUAGAUAUGCUUAGUAAUGCUCUAAAAAAACAAGGUAAACUGAGAGUUGCUGUGCUCACUGGGGUGAUGUCUUUUUCGAGCGCCGGAAUGUCUGAGAAUUUUCCUGUAGAAAAACAUCGCUUCGCCAGAGACAACGAGAAAAAUGUCUGGAAAUAUUAUGGUUUCACUUCAGAAGAGCUGGAUCGUUUAUUCAGCAUAUCACCAUUUAAACUCAACUCCACCGUAAGAGAUCAAGUCCAAAAGUAUUAUGAUGCCUAUUUAGUCAAUAAUGUGCAGAUUUAUACCCCAGUUUCAAUAUUCGAGUUUUUUACAAAGGAAGAAAUCAAACCGUUUUGGAAUAUGCAAACUUGCGGUAUAAUAAGUCAAUUUUGGAAAACAUUGAGGAUAAUAGACGUACGAUUGAAAAUAUUCGAUCUUAUUGAAAACCAAAAUAUAACAAUUGAAAAUCUGGAGUAUGUAAACUUUGCACACAUUGAACUUUUAAAAGAGGUUUUGGAAACAAACAGUUUGAAAGCUGAUUUUACAGGGCAAGCCAGAAAAAUAUUUUUUAAUUUGUUACUAGACCUUGGAUACUUCAAGAUAACUUGGCAGAAUCGUACCUUUUUGAAUGUGACCAUACCAAACUUGGAAAUCCGUGAUGAUAUAAUAGGAUUAUUGAAGAAUUAUAAAAUACAGGCCAACAGCGACGAAGAGCUCAUACUCCAAUCCAAAUUCUUCCAACACUUGCAAUCCUUAACAGCCGAUAAUCACGCAUAUCAUCUUCAAGAGAUGACUGGUGCAUUAAAUAAACUUUCUAGGCUCGUCAUGCCUUUUUAUCCAAACUUCAAUUCCAAGAAGACAAAUCUGAAUGAUAUGCUAAGAUCAGCAUUUCUGUUCCAGGGCAUUCGUUAUUAUCCAGAAGUUUCUGUAAAAGGACAUUGUGGUUAUGUGGACCUGCUGGUCACAAAUUUAACCAAUGUUUACAUAAUUAUCAAGACAACAUAUAAUGGCAAGCUUUCUGAAGCAUUAAAUCAAACAAAUCAAUAUGUAUCGGUCUUAGAUGAUCCAGAUUAUAAACGAACCCAAAGCUGUGUUUUACGGAUGGGUAUUAAUAUAUCUGAUGACUAUAAAAUUACAGUGUCAGCAGUUCUUAAUGUCACUAAUGGCACAUCUUAUGGUCCACAUCAUUUCCCAGUGUAACCACAAAAAUGACUUCCGCUCCAAAAAUUCACCCAUUAAACUAGCAGGUCCCAUAUGCCCUCAAAGAAGAACAGAAGUCGCAAACUAAAUUAAUAAUUUUGGUAACUUUUAUUUUAUUUAUUUUUUUUUUCAGUGGAGGGAACGUAUGUUUCCGAAUUAUAUUUAUUUAUUUAUUUAUUUAUUCAACGCUGCUUCUGCCAAUGUUUUUUAUAAAGAAUAUGAUUUUUCAUAUAAUAGUAAAUAUAAUUUUUCAGAUGUAUAGGUAUUUUUAAACUAUACUAAGAGGGUGGCUCAUCAAUAAGUAUAAGGAAAAAGUCACCUGGAGGGGAACAAAUGAAGCUAUUAAGCUCGAGAGGGUUUCAUCUGUUUAAUACAUACAAAUGUUGGCAACACUAACUUAUGAUCAGUUGUUUCAAAAUUAUGGCUCGUCAGUUGCAUUUUAGUGAACCUGAACCUGGACCUGUGUAACCCCCACUCGCAAAAAGCACAUAUUUAGGAAACCUUUUUAUAUCUCUUCAUUUUUCCCCUUAAAAUUCUUUCCUCUGAAAUAUGUUUUUAGGGGUCUAAUAAGAUGGAAAGCACUCUAGGCUAUGUGGAGGACAGGGCUGCAAUCAUACCUACUUAUAUCCGCAUUUACGAUAUGUUAUAUUGAAUUAUAUUUUCACCGUUUCUUAUGGCAUUUUUCUCAGUCAAACCAAUUAAUUCAGAAUUCGGAAAAAUGACGCCAUCGCCGAAUUUGAACUUUCUACCUCAAUUUGGCCAAAUUUUGAUCAUCUACUCGUGGAAAAUGAGACUAAUUUUCAUUUUCAAAUUUGAAAAAAAAAACAUGUUUCCAACUGUCUUGUUUUUUCUCAUCUGCUAGUUUCAGUUUUCCUGGUAUCGUCAUUUUUCAAGCAGUUAAUUCGGGAAAAAAAGCCACGAACUGUUAAGACGUUAAUAUCGCCACGGUUUCGUUUGAAUAACUCGAAACAAAAAAACAAAAAAAAACUUAGGGUUGCUUCGACGAAUAAAAAGUAAAAAAAAGAGUUGAUAAUAUGUUAAAAACACUAGAUCGCCCUGCAACCAAAUUCUGGCUCGAAAAAGAGCAUCCCUUUUCUUAAACUUGGCGAAUGACUGCGGAAAAAAGAGGAAAUUAGAAUCGGUAAGUUUCAACUUGGAUUAAAUACGUUACGGCCGGGUUAACUCGCCGAAUUAAUAAGAAACAAAUAACUCGUGAAAGAAAUGCGAACAGUGCGAGAAAGAGAGAAAGAUGAAGAAAAAAAGUUAACUUCUAAUGAAGAUACCAGUUCGU